This is a messenger RNA of Aspergillus puulaauensis, 1161 nucleotides long. Its product is annotated as NAD(P)-dependent alcohol dehydrogenase. Gene Ontology annotation, molecular function: zinc ion binding; oxidoreductase activity. The transcript is spliced from 3 exons. The record is from RefSeq and is a predicted model, not a curated record. NCBI's taxonomy places the organism in Eukaryota, Fungi, Ascomycota, Eurotiomycetes, Eurotiales, Aspergillaceae. The coding region runs from base 1 to 1161 and encodes 386 amino acids.
AUGGAACAGCCAAACAAUAUACACACGCAAGCAUAUGUUGUGAAUCAGAAAGGCGCCCCGUUUAUACUUCAAGAUGUGAUCCUCGACGAGGUGUUGCCCAGCGAAGUGCUUGUGGAGAUGAAAUACACCGGGCUAUGUCAUACUGAUAUCGUUGUCCAAAACGGCGGCAUGCCCAUCGCCAACUAUCCGGUCGUCCUAGGGCACGAAGGCGUGGGCAUUGUGCGAUGGAUCGGUUCCGCUGUGUCCAACAAGUCACUGAACCCUGGAGACACAGUGGCUCUCUCUUUUCACACUUGCCAGCAGUGCAAGAACUGCAAAGCCGGCCGGUGCGGUGGUUGUCCUGACAUGACCAAAGUGAACUUCCUCAAUACUGCGCGCACCAGUCCCGGCUCCAAAUCCCCUAUAUCCCUACCGGAUGACACUAGUGUUCAUGGUCAAUUCUUCGGGCAGUCAUCGCUCAGCAAGCUGGCUGUCGUCGCGGAACGCUCUGUGGUCAAGCUGGACGCAAGGCCGGCCGAGUUACCAUACCUGCCACCAAUGGGCUGCGGAUACCUCACUGGCGCAGGAACCGUUCUGAACGUGCUCCAGCCGCAAGGCCACGACAGGAUCGUGGUCCUGGGCCUAGGCGCAGUCGGAUUUGCAGCGAUCCUGGCCGCAAAGGCCCUUGGUGUGAGUCGGAUUGUGGCCGUCGACCUCGUUGGCGCAAAACUGGAUUUGGCGUUGUCGUUGGGCGCUACAGAUACACUCAACACUUCUGCAAAUCCGGACCUUAUCCUCGGUCUACGCGAAAUCUUGCCUGAUGGCGCUGAUAACAUUAUUGAUGCAACGGGGGCACCACGCUUGCUUGAAAACUCCAUUCAGUGCCUGGCUCAUGGCGGAACCCUGGCUCUGGUCGGCGUGCCUCCACCUCAUGCGACGUUGAGCGUGAACGCCCUGGAUCUAUUGCUCUCGUGUAAGCGUAUAGUUGGUGUUAUUGAAGGCCUUUCCGACCCUCGUGUGUUCGUUCCACAGCUGUUCCAACUCUUUCGAGAUGGCCGGUUUCCUGUCGAUCGCCUGGCAAAGGUGUAUCCCGCCCAUCAAUUGUCUCAAGCUAUUGAGGAUUUGAAAUCUGGACUGGCAAGCACUUCGCGCAGCAAUUCCAUGCUCGUUAUCGCAAGCUAA